Molecule: messenger RNA, 1329 nt
Organism: Baudoinia panamericana UAMH 10762
Lineage: Eukaryota; Fungi; Ascomycota; Dothideomycetes; Mycosphaerellales; Teratosphaeriaceae
Exons: 2
Coding region: 64-1014 (316 amino acids)
Biological process (GO): transcription initiation at RNA polymerase II promoter
Cellular component (GO): transcription factor TFIID complex
Molecular function (GO): protein heterodimerization activity
Source: RefSeq, a predicted model, not a curated record
GCUUUCCCUUGAACAAGCGCUCACCCAUCAACAGUACUUUUAGCGCAGGCGACAGGAACAAGCAUGACGGAGCCUUUGCCGCAUGCUGGCACAAAGCGACCAUAUUCCUCUAUCGCCGAAGGCCAACCACACAAGAAGCGCAGAGUUCGACACAGGCUACACCACGUCCAGCGCCUACCGCAAGAUGUUGAGCCGGCAUCACAGGACCCAGCCUCUGUGCAGACACAGCUCCUGCGUAGCAUCACCGCUGCGCUUACUAUAGCGGGCUUUGAUAGCGUCACAUCUUCGGCACUGGAAAUGUUCCGAUCACAUACUGAAGAAUAUAUGCUACGCUUCUCGACCUACAUCCGCACAUCGAUGCACGGAGGCAGAAGAGCAAGGCCCGCACCACCGGACUUCAACAUGGCGCUCUCACUUAUGCCGAACACUUCCAGCGCGUCCCUGCUGCGACCGCAUCUCAAGCUGCUGAUUCCAGAAGGCAUAUCCUACCCUUCCAUUCCCGAACCCAUUCCGGCACCAAGGCCAGCGCCAGAUCUCUCUGCGCUGCUUAGGCCGCUUACAUCGUCACUGUUACCGAACUAUAUACCGAAGCACUUUCCACCCUUGCCGCCGCAACACUCGUGGAAGCAGACCCCUGUCUUUCCCGAACGUGAAACAGACCCUCGCAAGAUGCGCGAGAAGGCGACGGAGGAAGGUAUGCUGGCGGAGCAAGCGCUGAGGCGGCUUGCUACGGCUGCCAAGUCUGGUGCGCUCAAGGCGGAGAAAAAGCGGAGCAACGCUUUGAGCGGGCCAGGCAAAGCAAGAGAUGCAAGGCUUACAAAGGUUGAUAAGAGGCUCGACUUGUUCGCGGAUGUGAUGGGGGAGAUUGGGGGUAAGGCAGAUGCAGAGGGUGAUCUGAGCAUGGCCGUGGAAGGAGCCACUGAUGCGCUAAAGGACGGCAUCGAUGUGGGGAUGCCGGAGGGCGUAGUAGUGAACUAUGAGAUGGGUCUUUGGAGGCACGGUCGUCAUGAAUGAGGCGUGCAUCGAUGAAAUGCGACUCUGCCUGCGGAAUCACACGUGCCUGGAUUUAGCGUGGCGCUGGAGUUCAACGGUUUCAUAUCUUUCCUGGCUAUUGAUACCCUCUCACAUAGCUGUGAGCUUCACCUAUGCCAGGCUGCAGGAGGUCAUAGAUACCUUACGGACUCUGAUCCCCAAAUAUGUGUGUCACUGAGACGAGAUGCUUAUCACGUGCCACCUUCCCACCUCACUUCAUGCCAUCGUAAACAUCUUCCCAACUUGUCGUUUCCACGGUCAAGCCGUUUGCACAUUGUCUAAACAAUCUUAACACCG